UUUCCUCUUCUUUUUCUGGCCUCAAACUACCUCCUGACCCGUGGCUGGAAAUAAAACUUUGGGGUGCUGCUAUACACAGAAGACAAAAGGCAACUCAGCCUGGAGCUUCUCAAAAGGAACUCCAGGCUGGCUUUUUCAACAGGCCUUUGCUGGACAACCGAGUUGGGCCAACCAGGCUGGAGAAGUGGCGUCUUUGAGGUCUUGCUGUGGGCCAGAGAAGGACCAGCCCCCAAAUGGAAGCCCUGGCUUUGUAUAACUUCCAGGCUUCGGAGAAGGAUGAAUUGCCCUUUAAGAAGGGAGACACGCUCAAGAUUCUAAACAUGGAAGAGGACCAGAAUUGGUACAAAGCUGAGCUCUUGGGUUUGGAAGGAUUCGUCCCCAAAAAUUACAUCAAAAUGAAACCCCAUCCGUGGUAUUCUGGCAAAAUCUCCAGGCAAGGCGCCGAGAAGGCCCUUCUCAAACGACGGUUCCGGGGCGCCUUUCUCAUCCGGGAGAGCGAAAGCAGCCCAGGGGAUUUCUCCAUCUCUGUGAACUAUGGAGACCAAGUGCUGCACUUCAAAGUUCUCCGGGAGAAAAAGGGCAAGUACCACCUCUGGGAGGAGAAGUUCAACUCCAUCAAUGAACUGGUGGACUUCUACCGAACCACCACCAUUGCCAAGAAGAGGCAGGUCUUCCUGAGAGACCAUGGAGAAGCCGAGGAGCCCAAGAAGGCAACAUUUGUCCAAGCCCAGUUUGACUUCCUGGCCGAGAACCCCUCACAGCUGAGCUUCUGCAGAGGAGACAUUCUGAAGAUCCUGGACUGCUCUGACCCCCACUGGUGGAGAGGGAAGCUGGGGGUGAAAGUGGGCCUUUUCCCUCGGAACUACGUUUUCCCCCUGCGCAUGUGAGCUACCUGGCUCCCUCGGCUGGCGGAUGUGAUCAGCUGUCCCCUCUGGGCUUUUUCUCCUCUUGCUCCGUCUCACCCCUAGCCAGAGCCAGGCAAAAUUUUUCAUUUUCACAUUCCGAUCUUAAAAGAGGCGCGUUGCACACCCGGAUGGCCCUUCAGAAGCCGAGACUUUGGGAUUCAUCGCUGGUUGAAAUACUUUGCAGACUGAUCCCCAUCACUGGAGGCCAAACAAACCUCUGGAUAUUUUUAAUUAUUUUGUUUUGUAAAACAAUAUAUUUUUAGAAGUAAAACUGCAAUCCAGCUUCAAUCGAAGCGCUGCUCUAAGCCAGCCCUUGUUCAAAGCUGUCUUACGGCCCAGGUUUACCUUACCGGCAUCUGAUGAAGUCAAAGAGCUGAAAGCCUUUUGUGAAUUUAUGUGCUGGAAUGACCUACAGCUGGAAUAAGAGACCUCCGAUCCGAUCUGCUGGUGCAGCCCUGUUGAGAUCAUUUGUCGUAAAUUCCUACCACCCCACAUUUGUAGAGAAAAACUACAAUUCCCAGCAUCCCCUGACAAGAUGCAUUGACCGCAGACGGAUAGUGGAAAGGUCCCUCCUAGAGAUACCCUGCAGAGCGCGCUGGCUGGGGAAUUCUGGGAGUUGAAGUCCACACAUCGUAUAGCGGCCAAGGUUGAGAAACAUUGCUCCACCCAGCACCCCCACCCCCACCCCGUGGCUCUGGUCUUAGAGCCCCUCUUUGCCUGCCGCAGGAGGAGAUUUCCUGCAAAUCUUCCGGGUGUCCUGCAGAGUUUUGAUCUCAUACCAAGGAGGAGAUUCUCAAAAGUUAUCUUAUGGAUGCCAAAGUGAUUCCCACCAGUGGACUCAGGAAGCAAAUGGGGGAAUUCCCCCGUUUCUUUCUCUUUCUAAACAUUUCAUUGGCAUUUUGUUAUCCAAUCCAGCUCUCUCUGCUCCGCAGUCCUCUUGGUCAGCUGCCGAGUGCAAGGAAUGAAGGUGCUGAUAAUCAUCCAGCAGGUCAAAAAGUCCACCGCUCCCCUCCUUGACCUUCUCCUGCCCUCCUAAUCUUUAUGAGCCUUGCCCCAAAUCGGGUGUUUGCUCAGCUCCCUGCAGAGGUGCUCCCAAAACUUAUCAGGACCACUGUAGGGCUGGGAGCUGUUUUCCACCAGGUGGGCCUCCCCGGCUGGGGACCGACUACGAUACAGCCUCCAAGUGGCCCUCAGACCACACUGGGGCCCUCCAAGGAGACGGGAGGGCGGUCCCUGUCUUCCUAAGCAGCUCUGCUCUGCCAGAGAUACAAGUCUCAAAAAGUGAUUUAUUGGGACUUCCGGUGGAUUUUGCGUGCGUGAUGGCGGCUACUUUGUAGCCGUCCUCCUGGGUAAGUGUAAGAACCGCUAUGAACAGCAGACACCAGCUGUUCAGCGGUUCAAAAUC
Crotalus tigris (Tiger rattlesnake) is the source of this 2310-nucleotide messenger RNA. RefSeq names its product GRB2 related adaptor protein (gene GRAP). The transcript has 5 exons. The coding region runs from base 234 to 887 and encodes 217 amino acids. Gene Ontology annotation, molecular function: protein binding. NCBI's taxonomy places the organism in Eukaryota, Metazoa, Chordata, Lepidosauria, Squamata, Viperidae. The record is from RefSeq and is a predicted model, not a curated record.